AUGUCAUCAUUCUCGCCAUCUUCGCAUCCGCCACUUCUAAAGCUUCCUCGUGAGCUGAGAGACGAGAUAUGGGAACUUGUCCUAGCUCCAAGGAUUAUCAUCGCGCUCCCAAAACUUCCCACCUCUAACUUUUUCGAUGUAGUGGGCGAGCAUGACAGAUUCGGCGAGAAUUUGUAUUAUCCGGAACUAGAAAGAGACAGCAACAUGCGCGGUGCUUACCACGGGGAUUUGCACCAAUAUUUCGACGACCGUACCGACGACUGGGAUCCCGACGAGGUUCCAACAUGCAAGAAUGUCUUCUACAAAAAGUACGCAGAUCUGGCGUGGACCUUGGCAAACCAGCAAAUCCACGAAGAAACAUCCAAGAUUCUCGAGAAGGUUACCGUAGUUAUGCGAGAAACGAUAAAAAACCGACAGCUCCAGGAGCCCGUUCGACCUGCGUUCUUGCACCUCUUAAGUCAAGGCCGAGUAGUCUUUGAAUGUGGACCCUACGAGACCGUUUCUUUUCUACUAACUAGCGCACCCGGAACGCUUGCGUGUGUGAGAUCGUUGUAUAUUGGCCAGGAAAUGGGUAUCGAGAGAAUGUUCGAUACUCGGAGUGGUGGGACGAUGUAUCGUCUCUGGGAGGCUCUCGAUAUACGUCGAAUACAAAGGCAAAGAUUAGGGCAUGAAGAAGUUGCGGGUCUAGCACAGCUUUUAAGGACUCACUUGCCAAAUCUGAAAGAGCUUGCUUUUUGGGCGCGUGUCGAGGACUAUGAAACGUUUUUGGACGAUGAUGACGAAUAUUCGGAAGAUUAUGAUGGGUAUUUUGAUCGGCCCCCUGCAUGGGACCUGCUAGAGGAUUUUUGUGGGCUGGUCAAUGACGGGCCGUUGGAGGUUUUACAUGUGAUGUUUGCUUAUACUCAUGAGGAGCCACAAUUUCCGAGUGAUGGGAAGAAGAGGCCGUUUGCAACCGAGGCUUCAUUCCAAGGUCUUAUGGAUAAACACGGUAUCGUCAUGACCCGGGACGAGGAAGGUCUGAAGCUUGCGGAACGAAGAUGGACUGCGAGUGGAAUUGGCGCAAUAGGAACAUUGCGGCGAGUUGAAGAGAGAAACGUGUAG
Molecule: messenger RNA, 1101 nt
Organism: Glarea lozoyensis ATCC 20868
Lineage: Eukaryota; Fungi; Ascomycota; Leotiomycetes; Helotiales; Helotiaceae
Exons: 1
Coding region: 1-1101 (366 amino acids)
Source: RefSeq, a predicted model, not a curated record